UCCAUGACUGUGUACUAGCGCUUCUUCUAACUAACUUGAUGACGGCAGGCUUCAACAUUUGCACGAUGAUACCAAUUUUACCGGUCCAAUUCUUGACAUUUGUUCUACAAUUAACAGGCCGUGCAUUUCUCUUUUCAAUUCUAGUGGCUUUCCUUACAAUGGCAUUUCCAGCUAAAUAUUUCGGUUGUGUUUAUGGUACUUGCCGGAUUAUCGCAGCAUGUAUUGCUCUCCUACAGUACCCCCUUUUUCAGAUGGUCCAAGAAUUAUUUGAUGAAAAUCCAUUUUAUGCGGACCUGCUCCUUCUAUUCUUGAACUUAUGUAGCCUUGCUCAACCGAUCUACGUUUACUACUUUGUGGCGAAAAAGAAGUACCUGCAUGAAAAUUGAAAAAAUUAACCGAGUUUU
Anneissia japonica is the source of this 404-nucleotide messenger RNA. RefSeq names its product solute carrier family 43 member 3-like. NCBI's taxonomy places the organism in Eukaryota, Metazoa, Echinodermata, Crinoidea, Comatulida, Comatulidae. The transcript is spliced from 3 exons. The record is from RefSeq and is a predicted model, not a curated record. Bases 39 to 386 code for a protein of 115 amino acids.